This is a messenger RNA of Fusarium subglutinans, 2568 nucleotides long. RefSeq names its product Centromere kinetochore zw10 like. The record is from RefSeq and is a predicted model, not a curated record. The transcript is spliced from 5 exons. Gene Ontology annotation, biological process: mitotic spindle assembly checkpoint signaling; endoplasmic reticulum to Golgi vesicle-mediated transport. Gene Ontology annotation, cellular component: RZZ complex. NCBI's taxonomy places the organism in Eukaryota, Fungi, Ascomycota, Sordariomycetes, Hypocreales, Nectriaceae. Bases 1 to 2568 code for a protein of 855 amino acids.
AUGGCCGCCACAACGGAGCAAGCUCCGCAACAGCUAAGCGACGCUCUCGUCGCCUUCUCCCUCGAAGGUCGAUUCCCCGACGAUAUCUCCGUGCUACCUCCUGUUUCUGAAACCGACCUACAACCUGCGAUCCAAGCUCUGGCGAAAGCCAAGCGAGAUCUGGAGGCCGAGCUACACACCAUCAAUCAAGAAACAAAACAAGAUGUUGAUUCCUGGGUACGGAAUUCAAAGACUCUACAGGAGGACAUAUUUCGCUCCAAGGCGAUGGCCAAUGAGAUUGAACGGCAAUCUGAAGCUCCUGAUGUUUCCGGCGAGGCGAUUCAAGAUGCCGAGGAAAAGGCUGAGUUCUUGAAUCGGGAAGUCCAGUACAGUCAACAGCUGCACGGCGCAUUGCAAGGCAUCAAACGUGUCAACCAGCUCCUAAGCGAAGUCGAAGCUGCCAAAAAUGAACGUCGCAUACUAGACUCGUUGCGGCUGCUCGAGAAGUCAUGGGAAGCAAUUGACCAAAUUGGUGUAAGCAAAACUUGCCGGGUCAUGAAACUUUUGAAUCUCCGAAGUUUCGAGCUCAAGUCUUCUGUUCAUGAGGUUUUCGAUCAUGUCUGGAAGACAUUGAUUCAUGCGGAUAUUGAAACACGCCAAUUCGCCGUUUACAAUGCUGUGGAGGAUGAGCAAAUGAACCUUUCUGAUGCAGUAGUCGGCCUUCAAGCUUACAAAGAGGUUGAUGAACGUAUGGAGCAGUUAUGGCGAAACGUGGAUGCUGCAAUCAUAUCUCCACGUAUGGAGAUGAAAAACGAGACUUUGCCUACUAUACUGGCAGAUGGAGAGGUCCUCAAGUUAUUUGGGGAAGCGCCAAGAUCAGUCGAUGCCCUGCUCAACGACCUAGAAACAGCCUUCGGUUUUCUCGCCCAAAAACUUCCUGCUGAUCUCUUACCAUCACUUGGUAACUUUAUGAUGGGAGACGUGAUACCCAAGCUUAUUGAGGAGUGGUUGGAGGUUGCAGUGCCUUCAUCGCUGAAAGAAAUGGACAACUUCCAUGCCAUGAUCAAGAGCGCUCGCGAAUUCUGCCAGUCGCUGACUCAACAUGGAUAUACGGGCUUCACAGAUUUACAAAACUGGGUUGACAAUGCGCCGUCAAUAUGGCUUGGAAAGUGUCGUGAGACAACACUCGACUCUGUCCGAUCCAAGUUACUUGGUGGAAUCGGUGAGUCAAAACAGGUUGAGAAGGUCGAGAAGCAAAUGGUAUCCCUGGCAGAAGGCAAAGAGAUCACCAAGACGCCAGGAGGAGCUGCAGCAAACACCGAAGCUGCUGACUGGGGAGCUGAUUGGGGUGAUGCUUGGGAGGAAGAUAAUGAGCAAUCCGAAAGCCAGAACAAAUCUGCCUCAAAGGGCCCGGGCUCUACGAAAGCCGACGAGGACGAUGGAGCAGAUGCAUGGGGAUGGGAUGAGGAGGAUAACACCACCGAGGCCAAGGAUACCAAAGAAGCCCCAGAAAAGGAUGAUGAAGAUGAUAGUGCUGCUGCUUGGGGCUGGGGAGACGAGGACACAACCCAGGAGCCAGUACAGGCAUCGAAACCAAAGGGCAAACCCCCUCAUGCCCAGGAUGAGACUCGGGAGCUCGUGCUAAAGGAGACAUACAGCGUGUCGUCCAUGCCUGAGCCUGUCCUUGAUCUAAUUUAUGCCAUAUUAGAGGAUGGUGCUGCACUAACGAGGGAUGAUGUGGAAUAUGCUCCUGUCGCAGCUACAGCGCCUGGUCUGUUUGGUCUGCCAACAUUUGCAUUGGCCUUGUUCAGGGCCAUCUCACCUCACUACUACUCUCGAAGUGAGGGUGGCAACAUGUUCCUAUACAACGAUGCUAUGUAUCUAGCAGAAAAGCUCUCCGAAUUCGCUGAUGGCUGGAAGAAGCGAGACGACUUAACACCUAGAGCGCGAAACAUGCUACGGCUUGAUAACGACAUCAAGAGCUUGCAAGCCUUCGCCAAUCGGAGCUAUGCCAACGAGAUGAACAUCCAAAAGACCAUUCUUCGAGAUUUCCUUGGCGGGGCGCAAAGCAUUAUGCAGCAAGAUGAGAUGGAGGCUUGUGUCGAGUUGGCUUCGGGUCGCAUCCGUGCCAUGGCUUCUGUCUGGAAACCUAUCCUCGCUCGUUCAGUCUGGACUCAGGCUUUGGGUUCACUCGCCGAUGCUCUCGCGACCAAGCUCAUCACAGACGUCCUCGAGAUGUCGUCCAUCGGUCAAGAUGAGGCAUUCAGUAUCGCAAAAACAAUCGCUAUAGCGACUGAGCUCGACGACCUCUUCCUGCCCAGCACCCUGACAGGAACCGCCAAGUCGGAGGAUGAGGUUCCUCAGACUGCCCAGUACGCCCCUAGUUGGCUACGUCUCAAGUAUCUGAGUGAGGUUCUGCAGAGCAACCUUAACGAGGUGCGUUAUCUAUGGUGCGAAAGCGAAUUGAGUCUGUACUUUUCGGUCUCUGAGGUUGUAGACCUUAUUGAGGCUAGCUUCGAGGCGAACUCGAGGACGAGGGAUACCAUUCGUGAGAUUCAGUCCAAACCUACGCCUUUGGCCGGGCGAUGA